This is a messenger RNA of Bufo gargarizans (Asiatic toad), 3379 nucleotides long. RefSeq names its product oocyte zinc finger protein XlCOF8.4-like. The record is from RefSeq and is a predicted model, not a curated record. Bases 249 to 1658 code for a protein of 469 amino acids. NCBI's taxonomy places the organism in Eukaryota, Metazoa, Chordata, Amphibia, Anura, Bufonidae. Gene Ontology annotation, molecular function: RNA polymerase II cis-regulatory region sequence-specific DNA binding; DNA-binding transcription repressor activity, RNA polymerase II-specific. Gene Ontology annotation, biological process: central nervous system development; negative regulation of transcription by RNA polymerase II. Gene Ontology annotation, cellular component: nucleus. The transcript has 7 exons.
UCCAGAGCAGGUCCUGGUCAGUAGUCACUGCUGUGGUGUCUGAAGCCUCUUCUUCUCUCUGGUAUCAGCCAUUAGCAGAGCCCUGUGGCCCCCAGGAUACAUUCCCACCGACCCCGGGCCAGGGACUGAUGAGAACACUCAGCGUGUGGACCGGUAGAAGGAUUUCCAGCCUCUCCUCAUAAAGGCGCCUGCAGUACUAGAAGCCUCCAGCUCUUCCAGUUCUCUCCUCUUCUCCUGAAUGACCACCAAUGAUGGACAGGAAGGAGAUCAGCAGAAGAUUAUUAGACUUCACCUUGGAGAUCAUCUCCCUGCUGAGCGGAGAGGAUUACACCAUAGUGAAUAAGACAUCGGAGGAGACUCCCAUCAUCCAUGAGUCAGGAGGGUGGACCCCCAUCACAGAACCUCCCCCCCUGAUACAUGAGCAGAAGAUCCUAGAACUCACCCACAAGAUGAUGGAGCUGCUGACUGGAGAGGUUCCUGUAAGGUGUCAUGAUGUGGCGGUGUAUUUCUCCAUGGAGGAGUGGGAGUACAUAGAAGGACACAAGGAUCUGUACAAGGAAGCCAUGAUGGAGGAUUCACGGCCUCUGACAUCACAAGAUGGAUCCAAGAGGAGAAAUUCCCCUGAGAGAUGUCCCCGUUGUCUGUAUUCAAAAGAGGAGCAGCUCCCAGAGAACCAUCAGAUGACAAAUAAGGGGAAAGAUGCGCCUAUUAUUAAAGUGGAGGAUGAAGAAGAGCGGAUGAUGGGCGAUCCCCCGUGUAACAGUUGGGUUGACGAGGACAUUCCAGUCCAUGUGACCACAGGAAGUUCCAGUAACAACUCUGAGGGAACCAUUGUGUUAUCGCGAGUACAAAAUGAAGCCAUCAUGCAGCCCUCAGGAGAAAACCUCAUUACCCUGGUUUUUUAUCCAGGACUUCUCGUUAGAGAUCAACCACCGAAUCCCCCUAAUCGUGAGCGGCCUUCUCCUAACCAAUCCCAGAUUAUUACCAGAAAUCCAGGUCUGUUAUGUAAUCCCUCUAAUCAUGAUGGCUCAAACACAGGUCCAGAUUCAUCAUGUAAUCCCCCAGAUCAUGAGGAACCUUCUCCUGACCAAUCCCAGAUUGCUACCACAAGUACUGCAAAAUCAGGUCGUGUUAAGAAAAAUGACUCUGGAGGAAAUCCGCAUACAUGUUCAAUAUGUGGGAGAUCCUUUACAUGUAAAUCACGACUUCUUACCCAUCAGAAAGUUCACACAGGAGAAAAGCCAUAUUCAUGUUCAUUCUGUGCGAAAUGUUUUACGUGUAAAUCAGGGCUUGUUAUACAUGAGAGAAUUCACAAAGGGGAGAAGCCAUUUUCAUGUCCAGAAUGUGGUAAAUGUUUCACAAACAAAUCAGAUUGUACUAAGCACCAGAAACGUCACACAGGAGAGAAACCAUACCCAUGUUCAGAAUGUGGCAAAUGUUUUAUUAGUAAAGGCAAGCUUAGGGAACAUCAGAGAAUUCACACAGGAGUGAGGCCAUAUUCAUGUUCAGUAUGCGGGAAACGUUUUAUGGAGAAAUCUCUCCUUGUUAAACAUGAUAGAACUCACACAAGUGAUAAACCAUUUUCAUGUUCUACUUGUGGCAGAUCCUUUCCAUGUAACGUAAGUCUUGUUAAACACCAGACAAUCCACAUGACGUGAAUCCAUUUUCAUGUUCUAAACAUGGAAAUAGUUGUACAAGAAAUCACAUUUUGACACUCGGAGAAUUCACACAGAGAAGAAACCGUGAUCUUCUUUGGAAUGUGGAAAAUGCCAGAGUAGAGAAAAAAGGUUUAACAGGUUAUUACAUGGGUUUUUCAUCUUUUAGAGAUUGAUGACUUAACCUCAGGGAUAGAUCAUCAAUAUCAGGUACCGCAUACAGCUAAUCGAAGGGAGUUCCGAGCCCCCAUUGAUCUGAUAUUGAUGACCUAUUCUGAGGAUAGGACAUCAAUAUCUAGAAGCUGGAAACCUCUUUUCAGACAAUAAAAGGGGUCUAUUUCUGGACAGAAAAGGCCUAGAUAUGCCAAACAUCCAAAUUUGGAUACACGAAGGAGAAGAAGAGCCAUGUUUACUGUCAGAGCAGUGAAAAUAAAUUGUCCCCAUGGACCUUGCUUCUUCUUACUGUAUUCAUACCUCCACCUACACUGCAGAAAACCCCAAAAAAUAUUUUUUCUUUAACAUAUGUGGACAUAUCAAUAUCCUGGGCCAAUUGUCAGUUUCAAGUCUACACUUGUAGAUGGUUUUCCAGACGGAGGAAUGAUUGAUAUCUUCCCAUUCCAGACUUAUAGGCCUUCAUAACCUUUCUAAGGGGCUCAGAACCCUCUAGAAGUAGACAUGAUGAUAUCAUGAUACCAGAAAAUGUCUAAGGUUUAGAUAAGACCCAGUCCUCCCAAAUUCUCUCUAAUGGAACCUUCACACACAGCGUUUUUGUUCUGAAAUGUCUUGGACUCUCUCGUGUACCUGAUUUGGGGCAUGCAGAAUACACAUGCAUGCUGCAUAUACAACCCCCAGAAGUAUGGAACAGAUGUUCUGAUCAGUUGUAUGCCCAGGAUUCUUAUUAUAGUGUCUUUUGGCUGGGUUUUGAUGUCGUUUUUGAAGUAAAAAGGCUGGACAUGUGUAAAGUAAAUACUGAAGCCUUGAUUUGUCAAGGCCGGUGCUACACUAGCCUUGAUAGGGCCUACGCUGGUGGAGGAGGCAGGCAAUUUAUAACAAGGCCUCAUCAUUAUUACCUGCCUUCUCCAGCUCACCAUGUGGCGGAGUGAAAUCUAUGGCAGCUCAGAGCUGCUGUAGAUUUCAGUCAUUAUUCACACCAGUUUCUGGCGUAAAAAAUGAUGAAUGAGUUGGUGCCCUCACCUCAACUCCUUUCGUAGACUUGGCACGGGUGGUCUAAAAUGGCAAUUGUGACUAGAAAAGUUCAAAACUGUCUUUAAAAAAAAUAUAUAUUUACCACUGACUUUGGUUUAAAAAAACUGCAUAAAAAUCCAGCCUUAAAGGAACUCCGAUUCAGAUCAGCCUUAUCAACUACAGUACUCCAUGAACAGCGGGAAAACAUCUCAUUCGGUUUUUUUCUGUUUGCAUGUCAAUUCUUGGCACCGUUUCUUUGCAGAAACUACGGCGGUGGCCACACGGUUAUCCUAUGGAAGUGCAAAAUGCAAACCAAGGCAGAAGUCCAAGGGACAAUGUCAGAUUUCUGCUGCAGGUUCUGCUACAAAAAUAUGCAGCAGAUUAUUCUGUCGUGUGACCGUGCCAGUGUAACAUUCCCUUCUGUUGGUUUUUGUUUUCAGUAAAUCAUUGUAGUUAAUGUUCUCCAUGAUCUUUAUAUAAGUUGUAUUGGUAAAAGUCUGUAAUCUGGAUCUGCAAUAAAGACAUGAUACAGAUGAAAA